AUGAAAGUUUUAUACCACUUACUACUUACUAACCAAUUAGAAAUAUAGAAGGAACAGAAUGGGAUUCAAAUCCUAUUGUACCUGUAAUACUAUUUUUUUUUAUUUAUAAUAGAAAAAAAAUUCAUAAAUGA
Molecule: messenger RNA, 131 nt
Organism: Paramecium pentaurelia
Lineage: Eukaryota; Ciliophora; Oligohymenophorea; Peniculida; Parameciidae
Source: the annotation of a GenBank genome assembly